UGGCUUUCACUUUCCCUCUCUCUCUCUCUUUUUCCCCUUCUUCUCUCUGCUUCUUCCAAGACAUUCCAGAUGUGGGCUAACUUGGCUCUUCAGCAGCUAUACCUCCGGUUUCAAAUGAUAACAAAGACCCGUGCGUGUUAGAGUAUCCCCACUGGCUUGGUCUGCCACUGCUGUUUCUGGACUGGAUUGACUUUAUGACAGCUACCGCUGCUCUGGGAUCUCAAGCAUCCAGGAAAUAAAAACUAUACUGACAGUGUGGCUUUAAAAUGAGCUUGACUGUUUUUUGGAAAAGCUGUUGAGGAAGCAGGGAAUCCAGGGACACAGGGACAUCACGCUACUCCGUCCAUCCCUCAAACUCUCUGUGUGAUGUCUGAGGGAGACAUUACAGUGCUGCCUUUUGGACCUGGGUCCCUGGACCUGUCCAAGCAGGAAGCCCAGACGCUGACCAGGCUCUACAGUAUGAAUGGAGGCUAUCACCUAAGGAUUUUACCAGAUGGAACCGUCAAUGGUGGGAGGCAAGAAAAUGACACAUAUGACAUCCUGAGGCUGAAGGCUGUGAGUGCGGGGGUGGUGGUCAUCAAAGGUGAGGCGACAGGAAGGUAUCUGGCUAUGAACAGAAAUGGACGCCUCUGUGGAGUACAAGCUCUGAACGAUGAGUGUUACUUCCUGGAGAAAUACGAAGAGAACCAUCACAACACGUAUCGUUCUCAGAAGUACAACUGGUACGUCGCCUUGAAGAGGAACGGCCAGCCCAAAGCCGGACCAGACACCCACCAGGGUCAGAAGGCCGUUUUUUUCCUGCCAAGGCCUGCAGGAAACAUGUAAAGCCAGAUGUCAGCAGGCACUGUAUAUUCGCUAAAAUGUUUAAAUGCACAUUAUUAGUGUAAAAUUACACUUGACAAAUGAUUAUGAGGUCACUGAAAAUCUGUUAUUUCUGGUAAUGGCUGAGGCAAAACUCUUACUGGGCUAAAUGUCGCUCUUCAUACACAAAUUUAACAUUUGACUGAACAGUUUAUAAAUGAUCAUUGUAUGGAUAUGUGAUCAUAUCCAGCACAGUUUUGUUUGUUUUUUUGUAAGUGCAUAGCAUAUAUACUUUAUCUCACUGCAGAUAGAAAAUAUAUAAAGUGAUUCAUUUAAACCCUGAUUUGAAAUACCACAGGGAGGAAAAAAUAUGCAAUUUACAUACAUAAAUGUAUUUAGCAUUACUAAUGUCUGGCACAAAAAAUAUAUAUAAUUAAAGAAUAAAACCAAAAAUAUGGCAUUGAAUUCAAAAUUUAAGAAAGGAAAGAUAUUCAAGGUUUACAGUAGUAAUCUAAAAAUGUCUUAUAUGGAUUGAAUUAAUAAUAAUAAUUGAAUUUCAAUCAAUAGAUAUUUAGUCUUCCCAAACAAUUCCUCAUUUUGUAAUGAAUAUGUCGAUCGAGGGAGUCAAGAGAGCAAAGAUGAUAUGGUGUUACUGUGAAGCCAGAAUUCUUCCUUUUAAAACAGCAGCUCUUAAAUAAUUUGUGUUGCUAAGAAUUAUUAUUGUAUUAAUAUAUUGUAUUUGUGUGACUGUUGGAAGGCUGACAGACCUAUAAAAGCAGAUGUGAAAACUUUGUCAGAGAAACGAGUGAAGCUUUUAUUAAGUGUGUUUAUGUACGAUGUAUAGCAGGUAUAUAACGUAAGCUUUCUUUUAUUUUGUAAAAUGCUUCGCAGUUCAAGUAAAUUCCCCCCUUUUUAAUUUUGAUUUAAAAUCCUGUUACUGUAACUUUAUCCUAGAUUAUUAUGAAUAUGUAUUUAUAAAGAUUUAUUGCUAAUUGCUAAUUGCUAACAUUUUCUAAAUAAUGUAUGCUUACAGUGAAGGAAUAAAAAGGUAACUAUAUCACCUUUUCACAAAGUAAUACAUAUUGUAUUCACUCUAUUUAAAUGUAAUGAAUAAGCCUGUAUUAUUAUACAUGAAUGAAUAAAUACUAUUUUUGAUUUACUGUAUUUAUGAUAGUUAUUACCUCUGCCAAGGAGCAAUAUGUUAUUGGUAGGAGUUUGGUUGUGUGCCUGCCAUUCUUUCGUUUUGUCUGUUGUAGCGUGGGUGCGUGUUAACGAUCCAUUAAAAUCUGGCAUGCAUCCACUAAAGUCUUCACGGUCUUCAAAUGA
This is a messenger RNA of Neolamprologus brichardi, 2127 nucleotides long. RefSeq names its product putative fibroblast growth factor 1. The record is from RefSeq and is a predicted model, not a curated record. NCBI's taxonomy places the organism in Eukaryota, Metazoa, Chordata, Actinopteri, Cichliformes, Cichlidae. Gene Ontology annotation, molecular function: growth factor activity.